Molecule: messenger RNA, 2988 nt
Organism: Echinostoma caproni
Lineage: Eukaryota; Metazoa; Platyhelminthes; Trematoda; Plagiorchiida; Echinostomatidae
Source: the annotation of a GenBank genome assembly
AUGGAUCGGAUGAGCCCAGCUCUGCAACCGUCAUCAUCAUCAUCAUCACCAUCAUCGUUGACCCAUGUCAACCGUCCGGGAAUAACCGAGCUAUCGGACGGCUUUUUCAAACCUCAACUCUGUCAAAAACAAGCCGAGGAGGAGAAUUCGCUUUUGUUGUUAUCCUCGUCAGCUUCGUCAACAUCAUCCUCGUCGGUGAUACGCAAUAUGUUGAAAACCAAUCGACCAAAUAUCGGCUCCCAUCCAACAACUUCCGCAACUCGAAAACUGGCGGCAUCCGGUCAGUCCACACCGAAUCCAGUUUCCCGCUCACCGAGUCGGAAAACAGUCACACCGAGGCAUGACACAAAGAACCGACAGAGCAAUUCUGUUGGUAAAUCUGGAUUGCCGACAUUGCAGAUUCCGUCUACCACUGGGCCGGAUGUUGGACAUUGGGCAAAUACCGGCAUCUUGCUCCCCGGCUCCAUCUCCGGCAAUCGACAAACCAAUCAGCAGCCCUGCUGUUUGAGUCGUCGAGCCAGUUCACUAAGCUAUCGUUCAGUUGCAUCGACCCAGUCGGGUACCACGUCGGAUUGUUCCACUCCGACUGGGACCAUCACUGAUGGUGGUGUUAUUCUGGCCUACGCACCCAGUUCAAAGACGUCCGAUCUCAUCGAACCAACACAGAUUGCUUUCGAUCAGCACCAGAGACUAGAAUCACCACAACCGCCCACACCACCAACAGCGCAAAGUCAACAGCCCCUGCAACACCAACAAAAACAAUUGCAAACACAAACAAGUCUGCAAUCACAAUCCGGAACGAUUUCCAAUCCGGUGACCUCCGGUAACAGUCGAUCACGAAUGCCUCAUAUUAGUCAGUGUUUAGCAACACAACCGGUACAACAUCGAUCCACCUAUGUGCCUUUAGCAACUGAUUCCGAUUGGGGUAGUUCAUCAUGUGAGAGCCAGUCAAGAUCACGCAAUUCACACACACUCUCAUCUCUGCCACCUCAGUCGCUGAUCACAUUUCGACCAAAGUCCCUGCCCAGUCCGCAUCAUGCACACUCGCAACUGCAUGCGCAUCAAUCGCGAACGGGGACGCAACCGAAUCCGGGUCAUCAUCACCAUCACAGCGGUGCACCUGGAGGGCGAUCUCAAUCCCGCGNNGAUUCCGGUCCCUGUCCCGCGGAUGGAAAGUCCCGCUCGUAUAUGAUAAAAGGACUCCCUUACGGAAGUGCUCAGUCGGUUCGACCGCAUGGCACAUGGACUUAUCCGACCGAGGCCCCAUUCGAUCGAGCCUCAAGUGUUGGUGCAAGCGUAUCUGGUGGUGGGCAGAAUGAAUCAUUUGCACGCGCGACACAUGCGAUCGGGUUGGCCAAACGCCAACAGCUCGGUGGACGAAACAGUGAACCCCGAACGUUGCCUCAGUUCGCGAACUUUCAACCGGGAGCCGGUGGUAGUAAUCAUCCCAAUACAUUAGUUGUCCCGCCAUACAAAGCUUACACUACAAGUCAAACAGCACAAGUAUAUCCGUUCAAUUCAUUGUCGAUGACUGGUGGAAAUACCGCGGUAGCAACUGCCACUAACGCGACUACUGCAACAACCACGGGCAACACGACUACUACUAAUGGUUAUGGUGAACCUAACAGUGGAGCCAUGGCAACAUAUACCAGUACGCAUAGUUUUAACCCAGUGACAACAUCAUACGACUCGCAAACAAGUGCACCUAUAUAUUUCAAUAACCCCGCUGUGGUAAGUCGUUUCAACGAAUCCGCCCCGUCAGCCGUUCACUCACAACCACAGAUGGGUACGUUCCAGCAAGCCGCACUGGAUGCCAAGAUAAUCAGCUCACCCACUACGGGAAACAUACUCCGUCUACCGGGUAAACAUACUAGUAUGGAUGAAAUCUGUGCAAUCCCGCAAUCCGGUCAUCCAUUCUCACCUGACCCGGUGACCGUAUUGAAUCCGACCAGACGAGUGUCCGCCACGAGCAAGUCGCACACGACCUCUAUUCCCAGUUCCAACUCCGCCACAUCGAGCCUGUCUGCCGGGGAUGAGAAAACGUUUUGUGACAGUGGUAUUUCGUCCUCAUCCUAUUCGAAAGACAGUGCUUGCACUUCACCAUCCGAUCAACCCGGAGUGAAACUAACAAAAUUGUCUGAGGAAGCGACUCUUUUCUACGGGCACAAAAAUUCCACUAACGAUCCCCAAUUAGGCCAGGCACCAAAUAAUUGCACCGGUUGUAAAACAAACGAUGGGGAAUCCAAGCGUGCCGUGUCAGUGUUCCCCAGCACCUAUUCUGCAGUGCCGCAGUUGGGUCCAGGCAGAGCUCGAUCGAUCGAGCCACAACCUUACGAACACACAGAGCGUGGCAUGUGUGCGAUUUCGGGACCGAAUUCCAAAUUACAGAGACCCACAACCAUUGUGAAAUCAGUCAAUCAAUCGGUGAGCAAAACGGAAUCCGCAUCCAAGAUGAGCUCACGUCAGAAAGCACGCGAGCUGUACUCGAUGGUGAAGAAUCGCGAAGAGCAACGGGCACAACCAGAUACAGGUCAACGUGCUAAACCGAAUUGUGGUGAUCACAGAGCAGGUUCGUUGCCUGCUGACCGAGGCACAGUGAUUCGAGAUCCCACAUGCACAAACAAUCAUAAACAAGGCAUACUGUACCCGGAAGAAACUAGAUCGUCCGCAUAUCCAGUGGAGUGGAAUGGUUGCGCUCAAUCGCAAACUCCGAAUCAACUUGGUUCAUCCACUGUGAUGCAAUCUCAUCGAGAAUUGCGGCAAUCGUCCGCACAGCAUUUGCCAACUCCAGCAGCAGCAGCAGCAACUGCUGGUUUAGCUCCUGCUCCUCAUUAUCAUCAACAUCCGGACCAGAAUCAAACAGUUGGAACAUUCAUGUCCCACUCUCAAUACAGCGGUACCGAGGUAUCUCAGACGGCACAUCUCUUAUCCAUAAAGCACGAUGCGUGCAGAACUGAGAAACGAUGUACGGGAGAAAAUGAUAUGUGA